This is a messenger RNA of Leptosomus discolor (cuckoo roller), 453 nucleotides long. Lineage: Eukaryota; Metazoa; Chordata; Aves; Leptosomiformes; Leptosomidae. The record is from RefSeq and is a predicted model, not a curated record.
AUGUCCAGGAUCCUGCUGACGGUGGUGGUGAUCUUCCGCAUCCUGAUCGUGGCCAUCGUGGGCGAGACGGUGUACGAGGACGAGCAGACCAUGUUCAUGUGCAACACGCUGCAGCCGGGCUGCAACCAGGCGUGCUACGACAAAGCCUUCCCCAUCUCCCACAUCCGCUACUGGGUCUUCCAGAUCAUCCUGGUCUGCACCCCCAGCCUCUGCUUCAUCACCUACUCCGUCCACCAGUCGGCCAAGCACUCCAAAACCAAACGGCAAGAAGGCAUCUCCCGCUUCUACGUCAUCCAGGUGGUUUUCCGCAACGCCCUGGAGAUCGGCUUCUUGGCCGGGCAGUAUUUCCUCUACGGCUUCAACGUGCCGGCCAUCUUCGAGUGCGACCGCUACCCGUGCGUCAAGGAGGUGGAGUGCUACGUCUCGCGCCCCACCGAGAAAACCGUCUUCCUC